Messenger RNA from Penicillium cinerascens, 1257 nucleotides. RefSeq names its product Tm-1-like ATP-binding domain-containing protein. The record is from RefSeq and is a predicted model, not a curated record. The coding region runs from base 1 to 1257 and encodes 418 amino acids. The transcript has a single exon. NCBI's taxonomy places the organism in Eukaryota, Fungi, Ascomycota, Eurotiomycetes, Eurotiales, Aspergillaceae.
AUGACACUCCCAACAAUUCUCCUCCUAGGAACAUGCGACACCAAACUCCCCGAGCUCCUCUACACGCAAUCCCGCCUCUCAGCAUGCAAGACUCUCAUAAUAGACAUAGGCCGCAACGCGUCCACCGACCCCUCAAUUUCAAUCACCCACGCCGACAUCCUCGCCCACGCCUCUAACAAAGAAUCCAUCUCCCACCUCGACCGCUCCGACUACAUAACCGCGCUAAUACCCCACGCCACGGCAACCGUCCAAACCCUCUUCCAGGAAAAGCGCAUCCACGGUGUUAUGGGUAUAGGAGGGUCUUGCGGCACUGCACUAGCUACAGCACUUAUGCGCGAUGCGUUACCGGUGGGAUUCCCGAAAUUAAUGGUCUCGACCAUGGCGUCUGGGGAUGUGGGGCCUUAUGUUGGGGAGACGGAUAUUUGCAUGAUGUAUAGUGUUGUUGAUAUCGCGGGGCGGAAUCGGGUGCUUGAGACUGUCCUUGGGAAUGCGGCCGGUGCGAUCUCGGGGAUGGCGUCUUUCUACUUGUCAAAAAUGGACGAGGAUGAGUCUGCCGCAGAGGGGCCGCGGAUUGGGAUUUCGAUGUUUGGUGUUACCACGCCUGCGGUUACGCGGGCGAGGGAGUAUCUUGAGGAAGUGAUGCCUGGUUGUGAGGUUUAUGUGUUCCAUGCUACUGGGUCUGGGGGGAGGGCUUUGGAGAGGUUGGUGCAGGAGGGAGUGUUGGAUGCUGUGCUUGAUUUGACGACGACGGAGAUUUGUGACGAGGUUGUUGGGGGGGUGUUGAGUGCUGGGGAGAGCAGGUUGUGUGCUGCGACGAAGAGGGAUUUGCCGAGGGUUGUUAGUGUUGGGGCUUGUGAUAUGGUCAAUUUCGGGACGCCUGAGAGUGUUCCUGGGGAGUUUUUGAAGGGGGAGAAUGGGAGGGUGUUUCAUCAUCACAACCCUACCGUUACGCUUAUGCGGACUACACGCGAGGAGUGUGCGAAGAUUGGGAAGGUUAUUGCGAAGAAUGUACGGGGUGAUGGCGUGAAAUGGACGAGGAUUUUGCUUCCUACUGGUGGAGUGAGCAUGCUUGAUGUGCCUGGACACGCAUUCUGGGAUCCUGAGGCGGAUGAGGUCCUCUUUGCUACGCUGGAAGAUGAACUGCGUGACAUUGGGAUUCCAGUCAUCCGCGAAGAACGUCAGAUCAAUGAUCCCGACUUUGCGGUCACUGCGGCUGAGAUGUUGCGCCAGUUAAUUGAGGAACAUCGAGCCAAGUGA